CGCUUGCCCCUUCCCCUUCCCGCGGCGGGGCGGCGGCGGGGCUGCCCCCCUGCCCCCCCCGCGGGCGGUCCGCGCCGCCGCUCCGCGGCGAGGGGCGGCGGGUUGGGAAGUGAGGCAUCGAGGGGCUGGGAAACUCCUCUCGGGCACGGCGGCGUUGCGGGAGGACGGGCGCCCGAGCCGCCCCGCGCACGCAGCCGGGCGGGCGCGCACACACCGCACACACACGCACACGCGCGGCGGCGGCCCCCGGCCCCCCGCAGCCGCGGCCGGCGGGGAGGCGGCGCCCGGUGGGGCUGCCCCAUGGUCUUGCGGGGGCCGUGGGGGAGCUGCGGGGGCCCCGGCGCGGCGCUCGCCCUCCUGCGCGCCCUCCGCACUAGGAUGUUGCGGCAGGUCUUGCACAGGGGGCUGGGGACGUCCUUCUCCCGGCUCGGCCACUUCGUCGCCAGCCACCCGGUGUUCUUCGCCUCGGCGCCUGUGCUUAUCUCCAUCCUUCUGGGCGCCAGCUUCAGCCGCUACCAGGUGGAGGAGAACGUGGAGCACCUCCUGGCUCCCACGCACAGCCUGGCCAAGAUCGAGAGGAACCUGGUGGACAGCCUCUUCCCGGUGAACCGCUCCAAGCACCGGCUCUACUCCGACCUGCAGACGCCGGGGAGGUACGGCCGGGUGAUCAUCACCUCCUUUCGCAAGGCCAACAUGCUGGACCAGCACCACACCGAUCUCAUCCUCAAGUUGCACUCUGCAGUGACCAGGAUCCAAGUUCAAAGACCUGGUUUCAAUUACACGUUUGCCCAUAUAUGUAUCCUGAACAAUGACAAGACAUGCAUAGUGGACGACAUAGUGCAUGUACUGGAGGAAUUAAAGGCUGCUCGUUCUUCUAAUCGAACUAAUUUUGCAAUCACUUAUCCGAUUACUCACUUAAAGGAUGGCAGGGAAGUGUAUAACGGGCAUCAGCUCGGUGGGGUUACUGUGCACAGCAAGGACCGGGUGAAGUCUGCAGAAGCCAUUCAGCUCACCUACUACUUGCAGGCAAUCAACUCCUUGAAUGACAUGGUGGCAGAGAAGUGGGAAUCCAUUUUUUGUGACACUGUUGAACUUUUCCAGAAAUCCAACAGGAAAGUCAAAAUGUAUCCUUUCACUUCUUCUUCGCUGAAGGAGGAUUUCCAGAAGACGAGCAGGGUGUCAGAACGCUACCUGAUCACAAGCUUGGUCCUUGUGGUCACCUUGGCCAUUCUCUGCUGCUCCAUGCAGGAUUGUGUCCGCAGCAAACCCUGGCUUGGCCUGCUGGGAUUGCUGACUGUGACCCUUGCCACCCUGACUGCAGCUGGGAUCAUCAAUCUCACUGGUGGGAAAUACAAUUCCACCUUCCUUGGAAUUCCCUUCGUCAUGUUAGGUCAUGGGUUAUAUGGGACUUUUGAAAUGUUGUCCUCCUGGAGAAAAACUAGAGAAGACCAACACGUUAAAGAGAGGACUGCAGCCGUAUUUGCAGACUCCAUGCUCUCGUUUUCUCUCACCACUGCCAUGUACCUGGUCACUUUUGGAAUAGGUGCCAGUCCCUUCACUAACAUUGAAGCAGCCAGGAUUUUCUGCUGCAAUUCCUGUAUUGCAAUUUUCUUCAACUACCUCUAUGUACUCUCCUUUUACGGUUCCAGCCUGGUGUUUACUGGCUACAUAGAAAACAACUACCAGCAUAGUAUCUUCUGCAGAAAGGUACCAAAGCCAGAGGUAUUGCAAGAGAAGCCUGCAUGGUAUAGGUUUCUUCUGACAGCCAAAUUCAGUGAGGACACAGAUGAUUCAGAGGAAACGAACACUUACGAGAGUCAUCUUUUGGUGUGGUUCCUGAAACGCUAUUAUUGUGACUGGAUAACAAACACUUAUGUCAAACCUUUUGUAGUUCUCUUUUACCUUGUUUAUAUUUCCUUUGCCUUAAUGGGCUACCUGCAGGUCAGUGAAGGGUCAGAGCUGAGCAACAUCGUAGCGACUGCGACACGAACCAUUGAGUAUACAACUGCCCAGCAGAAGUAUUUCAGUAACUACAGCCCAGUGAUUGGGUUCUACAUCUACGAGUCAAUCGAGUACUGGAACACCAGUGUCCAGGAGGACGUGCUGGAGUAUACCAAGGGCUUUGUGAGGAUAUCUUGGUUCGAAAGCUACUUAAAUUACCUUAGGAAACUCAACGUAUCUACCGGAUUGCCCAAGAAGAAUUUCACUGAUAUGUUGAGGAACUCCUUCCUGAAGACCCCUGAGUUUGCCCAUUUUUCAGAGGAUAUCAUCUUCUCCAAGAAAUACAACAAUGAAGUUGAUGUUGUGGCCUCCAGGAUGUUCUUGGUGGCAAAGACAAUGGAAACCAAGAGGGAAGAACUUUAUGACCUCCUGGAGACCCUGAGGAAGCUCUCUCUCACCUCCAAGGUGAAAUUCAUCGUUUUCAAUCCAUCAUUUGUGUACAUGGAUCGUUAUGCCUCUUCAGUAGGAGCCCCCUUACAAAACUCCUGCAUUAGUGCUUUAUUUCUGCUCUUCUUCUCUGCAUUCCUGGUCGCAGACUCUCUGAUCAAUGUCUGGCUCACUCUAACUGUUGCCUCGGUUGAAUUUGGAGUUAUAGGUUUUAUGACCUUGUGGAAAGUGGAACUAGAUUGUAUUUCUGUGUUGUGCUUAAUUUACGGAAUUAAUUAUACAAUUGACAACUGUGCUCCACUGUUAUCAACCUUUGUCCUGGGCAAAGAGCUCACAAGAACUAAAUGGGUGAAAAAUGCCCUGGAAGUGCAUGGGGUAGCUAUUUUGCAGAGCUACCUCUGCUAUAUUGUUGGUCUGAUUCCUCUUGCAGCUGUGCCUUCAAAUCUGACCCGUACACUGUUCAGGUGCUUGUUUUUAAUAGCAUUAGUCACCUUCUUUCACUGCUUUGCCAUUUUACCUGUGAUACUGACUUUCCUGCCACCCUCCAAGAAGAAGAGGAAAGAAAAGAAGAAUCCUGAAAACCGUGAGGAAAUAGAGUGUGUUGAAAUGGUGGAUAUGGAUAGCACCCGAGUGGUUGACCAAAUUACAACAGUCUAACUUGAUUUGUUGGUUGCUUUUUUACACGAGGUCUUACUGAAAAAAAAAAAAAAAAAAAAAAAAAAAAAGAAAAGAAACCAGUACUGACUAAAUAUCUGGGGAGAGGAAGGAGUUUGGAAGUUUUCCCUCCCUCCUCUAAACUAAAUCCAGGAAUAUUCAAAAUUAUGGGAGAAAUCAAAAAUAAAUUAAAAAAAAAAAAGAAAAGAGCCAGGGGAUUGUACCUUGCUCAAUUUUCACACACAUGCAAAGGGGAGUUGAAUUUUAGAUGCAUGAAGUAAGAUCUAAUGAGAGCAAUUGGGUUCCUAAGCAGUCAUCUGCAUCGCCUGUACUGCAGAUGCUGCAAUUAUUGUGGCUAAACCAAAUCAUAUUGAAAGGUCAACUGUCAAGGCUGAAGUAGCACUAAAUGUUCGCUGGAUGUAAAGGCUUUACAAACUUUCUGCACAGCAAUAACUCAAGUCAGUGAGUCAGCUCUUAUAAGUCUUAGCCAUCACAUUUAAUUUUUCUUUUCUCCCCUAAUCUAAACAUUUAUGCAAGACUAUAUAAAAGAUAGCAAACUGUACUGGGAAAGAAGGCAGUACACAGCAACCAAAUGCUUUCCAAACACUUUUAUGUUAUAAAUCACUUCUUUUUUUUCUAAAAAUAUCAUUAUUUUAAAAUGGAAAUCACCCCUUGUAACAUUUUUAAUCAUGGUUUUAUAGCUGUUUCUUUUUCUUAUAAAAACAAAAAAGAAAAAAAAAAAAAAAAAAAAAAGAACAAAAAAAAAAAAAAAAGGAACAAAAAAUCCAGGUGACUCUGUCACUCUAGAAAAUAUAUAAUUCUAUUUUAUACAUGUCUCGCUACUAGUUAAACAUGUAAUCUGCUUUACCAACUGCAAUUUUUUUAGCACUCUACGAGGACAUGUGAGUGGAUCUAGCAGCAGAUAGAAGAUGGUGUACUGAAUAUUUCAGCACCAAAAUCCAUGAUACAAACCUCAAAUACUAAAAUGUCAUCAAGAAAGUGAAUGUUAGGGCUCUUUUAGUGAGAGCCUAUUUCAGGCCAUUCACUGGUAAUGCACACUAAGAGGAUUAGUGGGUAGUUUUACAUAAUGUAUAACUUAAUCCCUCAAUCUUCCUAGAGUACCUGUAAAGCAAUAGACCUUAACAGCUAUGGGCUCUUCCAAGAGACAGUAGACCGUGAGAGUUGUGUGGAACAAACCGAAGGCUGGGACUGUGGUUUAGCAGCAACAAGUUUAACAAUGUCCCCAAAGAGCCCAUAUCUAAGGGGCCUAUUGAAAACAUCACUUCUGAGAGAAAAAAGAAAAAAAAAAAACUUAAAAAGAUUACAUUACUGAGUCUUUUUGGAGCUGUGAGUUCUAAAUCAAUAAUUCUGUCAGCAUCUGUGAUGUGGAGUAAUACAGAUAAAGCAGCAUCUCUUUCCUCCUCUGCCCCCUCCACCCUUAAGAGCGACAGGCUCAUUACUGUAAGGUUUUAUCAUGUGGUUGAACCCCAGUGGGGAUAUGUAAGCCAAUUCUGUAGGUUUUGCUGAGAGUAUUCCGACUAUACAUUGCCUGUGAAAACCUGGUAUCAGGAAGCUGACUGGUGUGUUGGGUGGUCUCAUGAAUAUAUGGACUGUUGCUUUGUGGUGCAAGUUGAAUGUAUUACAGCCAGAUUCCUUUUUGCAGCUCAUCCGGAAAGUAAGAGUACUUGAAAAGUUUUCAGCACUUGGCAUAAGGUUUGCUUCAGUGACAGUAUGUGGAGGGGAAAGGAUAUUGCAGGAGCCAUGAGGCUUGGACCACUGGGAGCACUGUGGCUUGGGAAGCUGCCUGUGGUACUUGCACGGUCAUUAGCACGUCUGUGGUCACAAACCCAGGGUAUGCUUCAUUGCAUGAAACAUCUCUUUAGCAUCCAGUCCCAGUGACCCCCUAAUACCCUGUGCGAAACCCGCAAAUGCCACUGAGUGAAUGUUAAUUUUCAAGCAAAGAGAUAGUUCUGAAGCAUUCUUCCUAGCAGAAAAGAAGAUAAUCAGAUAUUUUGCCCUGAAGCAAAACGCUACAUGCUCACUAGCAAAAAAAGUCAGCAGCGCAGCUGGCAACAUUUACUUUCCCCUGGAUACAUCCCUCCUCUGACCAGAAGAAAGGAAGCUGUGUCCAGGAAUGCACAGGAUCUUUGCUUAAAUAAACAACAGUUGCUGCGGUAGCAGCUGGGAAGCUGUAACAACAACUUCAGCCUUGGCAGAACCCAGGUGGACACCUUGAAGACAGCCAAAUGAAUGUAAGACUAGGAAAAAGAUCUGUUUCCCCUGUUUUCUUUAGAGUCAGGCUUGGGGCUAUGUUUUCCAGCCAAAAAUUAUUCAUUAAAUAUACUUCACUAUAGAUUUUCUGUGAUUAUCACAAUUUCAUUUAAAGAAGAGUCACCCUAUCUCCUGCCUGUUCAACAAGAAGCUGCAGUGGCUUUUAAACUUCUGAGGGCAUUAGCAAAUUAGUUGAGAGUUACAGAGGAAUUGCAAUUCCUCUGCAGCAAUGUACUGACUUGUGGAAUACUUGGAAAUGGGAUAUGUGUGAAAGAGGUUGCUUUUACACUGCAGAGAGAAAUACAUGGCAAACACUAAUUUUACACCUCUGCUAUCCGUCACGUUAUCUACUUGCAAACACCAGACACAAAGGUGGUUACCAUAAACAUCUUAACAUCUAAUUGCUGUGCGUAGACAGGAGUGUCUUUAAAGAGAUGUCCAAAGACAAGCUUUUAAUUUCAGAGGCCUCUCCUUAAAUUUCAGCAUGUAUGGCCUUCAGAGAUCUCCAAGAAAGUUGAUAAAACCAGGGAUAAAAUUACUCCUAUAUCUCCAAACCUGUCAGAAAAAGGAUGUGGAGGCAGUCCUAUGACUGCAGAACAGGCUUGGGUGUCCAAGAAGGCAGGGUGAGAAGUCAGGCAGUCCACCCCCUUGCCCCAAGGCAGAGUCAACAGCAUUUAAAUCAUUUCUGAAGGAUGUUUGUCCAGCUCCUUCCUAAAAAAUCUUUUUAAGGGCAUAUUCCUUUCCUAGCAGUUCCCCCCAGUGCCAUGUUACCCUGUCCAAUAACUAGUAACUCCUGCUAGCUGCCCUGAACUGGGUCAGAGAAGAGGAGCCAUGCCCCUCUCUACACAGGGACAGGACAGGCAGGAGACUGAAACAUCCCCAAAAGAGAGAAAACCCAGAUCAGAGCCAAAACCAACUUACCUAUAUUUUUCACUGUGUUUCACCUCAGGCUGCCAUUUCAUUCCCCCCUUCCAGGGUUGGCAAGGUAAAGCCAUGAAAGUAUCCAAGGUGCACUCAUCCUGGGUCGGUGAGGUUUCUGCCUGAAUCCUGAUGUGUCUGAGGGAUGCACCAAAUAUUCCUUCUCUACAGGUAGCUUGAAUACCUCAACAUGAACCAGAAACAGCGUGUUCUCAAGGUUUCAGACUAUGCUAAGCCACUUUGGCCUUUAUCCCCUUCGACUUUUUCCUCUGAAGCAACUAUCUUCACCAAAAUCAGUUGGUCCUCCCUGCGCCGAUUGAUCAGUAGGUGCAGAUGCUGUGCUCUGUUUCCGUCCAAAGCGCUUCCAGUGGCUAACUGUGCAUAAGAGUUUGCCUUUACUGGUGAACCUCCAUUUUGGAAGACUACCUAGGCUUAAGCAGAUUUUUGUCAUACUCUUAAGUGGCUUUUUAGCCCAGGUAUCACUGUGGUUUUGUUUGCAGUAUAGAUUGCCCAAUUUUUUUAUAAAUUCAGUAUAGAACAGGGUAUUGUACACUGUCAGGCACUGAUUAAAAUCUAACAGUGAAAGUUUUAGCUAAGGCUGACAAGACUAUCUAGGACUGUGGCCCACUGAGCACAUGUAUCUUCUACAAACAUAAAAUUCCAUACAGUAAGGUAUGGUGUACAAUUUAUUUUUAAUUACAGGGUAAGCAUGGGGAAAAAGAGCCAACCAACGUGCAAAUGGCCCUCAAGAUCAGUCCAGUUUUCUUGUAACAUAAUUUCUAAUGUCUUAGUAGAAGUCCACUUUCAAUUUACAAGUAUUCUAACAGGAGGGAAAAAAAGAAGAGACAAAAUUUGGUAGAGUUGGAAUAACUACACUAUAAAAAUUAACUGAUGAAGGCAGAAUUUGCUGCCCAAAGCAGAAAUAUGAAAGUGUUCUAGUUAGAUUAAAAUUAGAGUUUGGAAGGUUGAGAAAAACCUGUCUGUCAAAGAAAAAGAGGUUCUUUUCGAAAGACAAGCAAAUACACUUACCAUGGUCAACUGUGUGAAUCUGGAGGGAAAACAGUAUCAAAGUGGCUUGAGGUUAUGUUGAACCACGAGAGGAUUUGCAUCUGCUCUCAAAAGCUUUCUGAGCCAGCACUGAAUACAGGUAAAACAUGUACUGUAAAUUGAAAGGUGUACUUUUAAAUGCUUUUCUCUAGGCUGACUAUCCUCCUGUGAGCCAUGAAAUCCCCCUUCAGCCAACACCUUCUUUAUUUUUAUUCAAAGGGAAAACAAAACAAAGCGAUGGCAUGACUGGGCAGAGAUCAGGGGAAUCAGAAGAAAGACUGUGACUUCUCUGAAAAACUGAGAGCCAGCAAAGCAAGUGGGUUUUGUGAUAGAAGAACCAGUUACUUCAAGACUUAGCAAAAUGGUGGUUUUUCCUAUUUGUUUACUUCGGAAGCAGGUAGCAUGUUAAGGGAGAUGCAGGGAAGGGAAGCUGAGUUAAUAGGAGUUCGCUGCGGAUUUGCUGUGGGCCCCAGUAGCACCUCUGGCAUGGCUGGGAGCUGGCAACUGGAUGGGAGUGCAGGAGGGGCUGGAACAACACUGCUGUGUGGGCACUGGGGAUGCCAGACCAGGGGCUGUGGUGGUGCCAUUGCCCUUGUCCCCAUCCCACGGCCGUGCCUGGUGUUUCCCGGAGAUGCACAGCCUGCAGAGUGCGCUAGCUCCUAUGUGGGCAUGGCUCACUCCUCCCAUGCCUCAUGUUGGGACAGCACUCCUGGGUUUUGAUGAACCAGGACUUGCAUGGUAAGGCACAAGCCCUCUGGGAACACUUUCUGGAAGAUCUUGGUUGGAAAGAAUUACCCAGAGAUUUUUUCUCCCCUGCCUUUGCACAUGUUAAAACACAGAUCCGUACAAGUCAAAUUGUACAAUUAGCUAUGUAGGGACAAAGUAUUUCUUCCAUGGCUUUUUCCUUACAUUUAUCACUAAAAGUACUUGUCAUUUAUUUUCUUAUAAAUAUUGUGAAAUAAGUAAGCCUUCCUGGGGUACACACAGUUCUGAUGAGAAGGAGGCAGGGAGGGGAGAGAGCCCCUUCCCCUCCCCAAAGGUAGGAAGCAUCUUCCACCCAUGGCCAGGCACUACACCAUUGUGGCAGGGCACCCCCAGUGACCCCAACACAGUGCAGGGGUGGGGGCAACUUUAUCCCUCCUCCCCAGUCUUACUAGAGAACAGGGAGGAGCUUUAGCUCUAAAUUGUGGUGGGGAUGGGCCCCCAGGGAGCCCUUGUGAAACCCAUCCGCUGCCAGGAAAGUGCAAUGGUGAAUUUCUUGUUUGGUUGGUUUGUUUGGGUUUUUUUGAGAAAGAUGUGGCAGAAGUAUCCCAAGAGUGGAUUUGAACAUAUAUUCCUGUCCAUGGUGCAUGGGUUGGAGCAGAGUGAGUGCCCUGACAGGCCACCGUUUGCCCUGUGGUUGUCCUGGCACAGCUUCCUGCCUGGAGAGAGGGCACCUCAGCAUCAUGAGCGCCUGCCUGGGGCAGCCGCUUCUCAGGCACAAAUUGUUCUGAUGGUGUUGGCGUUCUGCAAGUCAUUACCUUUUUAUAAUUUUGGAAAAAGGGAAAAGAAUAGAUCAAUAUAAACAAUUCUAGGUUAUUUAAGCUCCAAGAAGUCUUAACCUGCGCGUCAAAUAAAUGGCUUGCAAGAUGUCAAGGGGUUUCUUUUGGGCUUUUUUUUAACCAAUUUUUACUAUUUUUGUAUUAAUUUAGGGGGAAAAUUGUAUAAUGAAUCUCAAUGUAUAGCAUAAGCCUGAAAUAAAAUGGCUGUCUCUCUCUUUGCUUCCUGUGCUCCCAAACUGUUACAGAAAUCCCUUGCCAUCACCAGCGUAACAAACUGAUUUUCCUGACCUAACCCAAAUAAUCAGAAUGUGCGUCCUCUCCAACUCCCCUCAGAGAGGGAUGGCAGAGUAGUUCAGGGGCACCUGCUGCAGCAUAGAGCCAGCAACACCCAAAAGAUAAUGGGCACACUGCUUCUCCAGUAGCCCCUCUUGUUCCAGGGUGCACACUGCUUGGCAGCAAGCACAGGGAAAAUGCAUUCCCCAUCUAUUAAUUUCCAUGUUUCUGGGACCUAAGUCCUUUUUUGGGGGGUUCCUAGACAAUCCAGCAUCAAAACCCCAAUCUGAGCAGGCAAAGCAGCAGCUAAGGUAAAAAUCUCCAACUGAUUUGAUCAAAAACUUAGAGUUAUCUCCUCAGACAACAACUAGACCUACUGAAAUCUGGUAGGUACGUAGAUCUGAAGUAUUACUGUUGAACAGAAAUACUAUUAUUAAAAAUGUUCUUAUCAGGACCUUAGCAUCCACAAACUUAGGAAGCCCCAUCAUCACUGAGAGACCUACCUCUCCCACCAGCAGAACCACGGCUGCUGGCCCAGGAUCUUCUGAUGACUAUGUUCCACCAUCUUCCCAUACCCAGAGAGAUCACCCAUUUACAGUUUUUCCCUAAUGUUUUGGAGAAGAGGAGCAGCACCCCUAUAGGCCCACCUGGACCAAUUGCUUUGAUGCAGAACCAAACCAAUGCACCAAGGGACAUGGGUGACCAUCACAGAUGCUCUGUCACAUCUGGCUGUAGCAAUGAGAUAUUAUUUACUUUAUUGUAAAAAGCAGGUGAGCCAGAUCCAAGCCCAAGUCACUGAAAACAAUAGCAGGCCUGAGAGCGGGUGGGUUUGGGCUGCCAAGGGCUUUUGACCACUUUAUUUUAAGGGGAAGUUUGGGUCUGCAAUUUAAAGGUGACUCCUGUCACCUGUUACAGCUCCUGGCCUUGUCCCUUUCAGUUGUUCUUUCUCACAUUGCCUUAAAUUCAGAAUCCACAAGCACUGUUGACAAAAAUUCUGUCUGAAAUUGAAACUCAAAUUAUAUCAAUUUUUCUUAUUGCUAAUGUAAUGUAAGAGAGGCUACGUCUAAGCAUGGCACAGGAACCCAAAGAGCAAAACUGCCGUACCAGGCUGGUGUGCCUCGUUGGUGUUAGCAAGAGCUCCUUCAUGCAAUUCUCCAUAGAUCUAAUUUACAAAAUUCAGGCUUUCCAAAUGUGUAAUCAGCACUUUUUAUUCUGAAAAUUCAUCUGUAUGUAUACCUUCAAAGUAGAGGCAUGUUAAAUCUGAUUUUUAGGUUAUCAGGGAAUACAGUUCAGCCCAACAAACAUUCGUGAGCAGCAUCUCUGAAUUCCACAUGCAAUUCUUACACUGCUACAUACAAAUCAGAAUAUUUUCAUCCCAAAAUACCACAUUUCCUUAUUUGUACAGCUAAUUUGCACGCAGAAACUAGGCAGAAUUGCAGACCCAAAACAGUGAAGUGUGCUAAUGUUUACAUUCAUCCUGUAAAUAUCACUUAAAUAUGUAAAGGUUGAUGGUAAUACUGUUGAGAAGAACAAGAUUUUUUUUUUCUGACUUCAGUUUGCUGGCAGAGAAUAACUGAAAUGUAUGCCGAGCACCUAGCUAAAAAGAACCAGGGAAUAAGAAAUCUAACAGUGCAUCAGCAGAAAAAAAAAAGUCCACUUGAAAAUUUAUACAUAUGAGAAAUCUAAGAACAGCGUUCAAGGCUUUAGCUGGGUGUCCAGACUAUGUAGAAUAGCUUAUGUUAGAAAUGAAUGUAGAAUAUUCCAUUCUGAUUCUUUCUGACCCCAUUCAAUCCUCUGAAAUAUGCUCUGUUCUGUGAGGAGGCAUACUUUUGAGCAAGACUGACAUUUAUCUUUCUAGAAAUUACUGAGUUGCACAGGUGAAGUUUGCUGGAAACAAAAUUUUAAAUGUAUACAAACAAACUGAUGCCAGAAAACACAAGUUGUAAAAAACAUGCCUUCACAUACUGAUUAUAUUUCAUAAUAAGCAAUCUGUUCCUUGAUGCUACAAGUGAAAAAUGAUUUUAUAUUUGUCAGCUAUAAUCAGAGAAAUGAGAUGCCCCACUAAUGUAUAUAUAGUGCAUACACCCCCAUACCAAUUAUGUAUUUCUUAUACGCCCAACUCAAGUUGGCUCUGUAUAAAGAGAAGGAAAAGCCAACCUAGAAACAUACUUGAAAGCUGGUAGGAAGAAUAGUUUAGCUGUCCUGAAAUUAGUAAUGAAUCAGCAGGGGAGGAGCAACAGAGAAGUUGGUAAGGGGUUUAGGAACAAAGAAGCUUCCUGCAGAAAUGCUGUUGAGAAAGGAGACUACUCAGGUUUUAUUGUGUCAGGAGGAUGGGAAAGAUCAUGUAAAAAACUUCUGUGUUGCAAAAGGAAGGAAGGUCUAAGGCAAAAUGAAGAGUGAGAGAAAUUAUAUAAGUGUUUGUAAGAUUGGCAGCUGUAAGGUAUAUUAAGGCUGUCUAAUAAAAGGCAGGGUCUGUCCAUAUAAGGAAAAUAAAAAUUCACAGCUGCCUAAUUAUGUGAUUUUAAAUGUAGAUUGAGUACUUCAUUGCUUUGGAAUAAAAGGAGGAUAUCAUCUGUAAUCUAAUCUGGAGCCCAGAGCUGGAGACUUUAACAUGAUAUAUAAACAAUAUCAUACAGAAAAAGAGAUCGGUCAGAUGAAUUCUGGCUCAUAACUUACUGAGAAAUGGCAAAUUGAGCCUCACUCUUCAUUUUACUGCAACUAUUACUUAGAAAAGAGCAGCUGACUUUACUGGUUCUGAAAUAACCAUACCUUCCUGAUAAAAUACUCAUGUGUUGGAAGGAUUUCUUUUCUUUUCUUUUGAAAAUGCAAUCAAUUUUCUUUCUGGACAAAGUGAGCCCUCAGGCAGAUUACCUGCAGCGAGAAGUGGGAAAUGCCAGCUCUCUUAAGGUGAUUCCUGAGUCAAGAACAUCCCUCUUCAAUUGAAUUUCUCUCUUUUCUUUCCUCUCAGCAUGCUAUUGCAAGCUGUUCCAGACUUGUAUAUUGACAGUUUUACCAAUUGGUGUAUCAUACCCCUCUUUGCAAGAGAAGUGGAUUUCUGCCAAGCCUCUCCUGGUGUUGGCUCCGGGGGCAGUGUCCACGUUAUAAUUUUUUAAUUAUUCCUGCUCUUAGCCCCUCUCAUGAGAGCCAUUUCUUUCAGUUUCUUGGAUCUUACUGGAAGAGUGGCUACAACAACUUUUACAGGAAUGCCAACAGCAUUUUGCUGAUCUGACGUACCUCUGAUAUAUAUGAGUGACAUAACUUUAUUAGAUGUAGCAGGAAGAAGCAUUCAAAGCUCAGUGUCAGGACAUCAUAUUCUAUUUAAUAUCACCAUCUCUGUAGAUGUUACACACAGCAAAUUUAUAAUAUGGAAAUUGCAGAAAUGGGGAGAGUAAAGAGAGAGAGAGAGAAUACCAUUUAAGCUGCUCAUUCAGCACUUUCCAAACCUCUCCAUCAAAGGAAGAGUUCCUGCCUCACAGUCAGUGGUGACACCAAGCCUGGAGAAUCUAAUUUGCAGGAAAAGGUUAAAAGAAUUUGGCUUAGAAAGGGGAAAUGUGGAGCUGAGAGAUGUGACUUCAGAAUUAUGGAAAGGAUUGCUAACUUUAGUGAGUUGUUGUGGGGGUUUUUUUUGCCCAGCAUGUGCUUCAAAAGCCAAAAUCUCAGAAUACAAAAUGUUUGAAGUGAGAAGCAAAUAAUAAAUUCAUGGAGAACAUUUCACAGGUAGAAAUGACAAAUACAUAUUGAAAACUGUAAAGUCAAGGCAGACAAAAAAUCAACUCAGGUGAGAAAUGCCUAAGUUUAUUGUAGAGAACUCCAUAAAAACCUACACAGAAAAGCUCUCAAAUGUACUCACAGCCCUAGAGAGCUCUUCAGGUGGUCUGUUCCAGCACCAGGCCAGAAAUAAGGUAAGAGUUUUAAAUUAUUGACAGCUACAACCAACAGAGCUUUAAACUGUGGAACCUGGGUGAGGGAGAAAUGGGAAAAAAAUGAUGGGAAAAAUACUUUAAUGACAUACUUACUCUUUGUGUGCAUCAACACCUCUCCACCAGCUUCUUGGGAGUUAUAGCUAAUAAAACUUGUUUAAAGCAUGGGCCAGCACAUUCCACAUUCCAGGCAACUGUUUUCCUCUUCCCCUUGAAGGCAAAGGCUGAGUUUCAUUUUGUCAGUCUGCUUUCAAGGCACAUCAUCCCUCUGACACCGCCUGACUGACAAAGGACCUGAUACACAGGGGUGAGCACAGACCAGCACAGGAAACAGCCCAUACAUGAGCCAUGGCAGGGCAAAGCUUUAUUACUCCUUCAUCGGAGAGCUGUGCAAAAGAGGGCAUUCAAAUUUUUAGUGUACUUUAAAAACUUUUAGGAAAAAUUUGCCUCUGUAGUACACUGUGGAUGCAUUAAGAUGUAGAUGUGCUAUGGAUGCUAUCCAGGCAUGCUUAUGCUUUUCCAAAGCUAGGUAGCCCUCAGCCUUUGGCUUCGUGCCACGCAGUUCCUCUGAGAUUCAUAUUGUAAGUUUUAUUGAGAUACUUGUUUGGUGAAAGAGAUUUUGUUUAGAUCAAACUGAUCUUAAAUAUGAGCUCUUUUAUUCACCCCAGAAGGCUUCCACACCUGACAUCUCUAUCCUCUGUUAGUACACUUGGAAAUGAAGAUGGCAACAGCGGAGAGAAUUGGAAAGCAAGUAAAAGUCCCAUUAUUUCAGUUAAGUGGCAGCUAAUUUUGUGAGGCUCAAUUACCGGUGAUUUUGUGAGCUUCAUUUUUUCCACUACAAAAUUUUGAAAAGGUGCUCAAUAUUCCACUCCUAAGCCAGGAAUAACUAUGGGUUUUCAGUAUACUCCAAGCAGAGUAUAGCAGCUGGAUUGAAAUCAUGUUGCCCAGUGGAAAUAAAGCAUUGGGAAGGGGAGAAGAGGUGGAUGGAGUUGGUCAUUUGAAAUUUUCAACAGAAAAGAUAGGGUUUUCUUUAAAAAAAAAAAAAUCACAUUUUUACCUUUGUUCUGAUAGGAAAGUCUUAUUGAGUCUGAUAAACUUGAAGCAUAUAAAAUCAUUUACAAAAACUGCAUGAGGGGAGAGGUGGAAAGUGAGCUGAGAAAAGUUAUAUCUCUUCUGACUUUCUUCUAUAAUGUCUGCUUUAUCACAGAUCCAGGGAACAGCAGUAUGGCCACUAUCAGAGCAGUGGGGUAACUGUGUUUGGAUAAAAUUGUGUUAUGGAAAAAUAAAGUGAUAAAUAGUUAGCUGGUAAGACAUGUACCCACCAGGCUUCUUUCAAAAUGCUGAUGAAGGGAAGGAAGGUAUUGAGCUCUAAUUCCAGUGACUGGAGAAGAUAGGGCUUCCCAGCAAGGCAGUAGCAAAUACAAACAAUAGCAAACAUUGCACUUGUUUAGAAACACAGUUUUGAAUGCAGAAUUGACUGAUCCAGGGAAAAUAAAGUCAGGAAAGAUUGUGAAAGUCCAAAACCUCUCUACAUUUUUUAACUUCUUGUUGUGGCUUAUGUGUAAUGUCACCAGAUCCCUGGUGCUCACACACCAUUCAAAUCUGUAAUUGUUUUAGACAUAGUUCCCAUUAAUAUAAAUUCAACCAGUGAGCAAAUAUAAACCAUACUCAGGUGGCCAUUCGUAGAUCUCAAGUAGUCAAGGGUCAUCCUUUACAGCUACCCCAUUCCUAAAAUACAUAUAAAAUAUAUGUAUUUCACAGAAUAAUGAGAAAAAUCUAUACAAAAUUCUGAUCUACCUGAAAACAAUUUGCUUUAAACAGGUCAAACAGAAUUGAAAAAUUGUUUCCGGCAAAUAAGCUCUAAAUGUGAAGGGAAAGUAGUUCUAUUCAAGCUUUUUGAAGAGAAUGAAUGAGAGAAUGAAUGUGAAAAAGCACAUGGAGUGCAAUUUAAAGAAGCAAGCAAGCGAAUCAUGACCAGAGAAUGUCUAUAAAACCUUGGCAGUUGACCUUCACUGGGUGAGGAUGGUAAGUGGGUCUGGAGAAUCAGCAUUUCAUCAAGUGGUUGAGUAUAUUUUUACCCUUUUCAAAAUAUGAACCAGCUCAUCAGGUAAAAACCGAUCAUGCAAGGUUUGUCCAUUUGCCUGCUCUCAGUGAGCAUGAAAAAAAAAUCGUUUUAAAUGAACCUGUGGUCUCUGCUGACUUUUGUUAAUUCCAAUAUAUUUCUGUUAACUGUUAAGGGGAAGAAAAUCAGAAAUAAAAAUGCUCCAAACCUU
This is a messenger RNA of Pipra filicauda (Wire-tailed manakin), 15285 nucleotides long. RefSeq names its product patched domain containing 1 (gene PTCHD1). The record is from RefSeq and is a predicted model, not a curated record. The transcript is spliced from 3 exons. Gene Ontology annotation, biological process: cognition; chemical synaptic transmission. The coding region runs from base 301 to 3045 and encodes 914 amino acids. Lineage: Eukaryota; Metazoa; Chordata; Aves; Passeriformes; Pipridae. Gene Ontology annotation, cellular component: synapse; plasma membrane.